Molecule: messenger RNA, 9047 nt
Organism: Neogale vison (American mink)
Lineage: Eukaryota; Metazoa; Chordata; Mammalia; Carnivora; Mustelidae
Gene: CNNM2
Product: cyclin and CBS domain divalent metal cation transport mediator 2
Exons: 8
Coding region: 156-2783 (875 amino acids)
Biological process (GO): magnesium ion homeostasis; transport
Cellular component (GO): plasma membrane
Molecular function (GO): magnesium ion transmembrane transporter activity
Source: RefSeq, a predicted model, not a curated record
UUCUUCAGCUAGCAGAGGCCGAGUCAGUGUCAGUCAGGGAGCCAGACUGCUGAACAGUGUGUGCGGACGCUCCGCUGCAAUCUUGCCCAGGGGCCGGUGCCUGCGCUCGCGCCGCCGGGUGGGAAGGAUGAAGCCGCAGCUGGAGCAGCCACCCUAUGAUUGGCUGUGGCGCUUGUGAACCCGAAGUAAAGAUGGCGGGCGGGCAGGCAGCCGCCGCACUGCCCACUUGGAAGAUGGCGGCGCGCCGCAGCCUCAGCGCCCGCGGCCGGGGGGUCCUGCAGGCAGCGGCGGGGCGGCUGCUGCCGCUGCUACUGCUGAGCUGCUGCUGCGGCGCGGGCGGCUGCGCAGCAGCGGGCGAGAACGAGGAGACGGUGAUCAUCGGGUUGCGGCUGGAGGACACGAACGACGUGUCGUUCAUGGAAGGGGGGGCGCUGCGGGUGAGCGAGCGGACCCGGGUCAAGCUGCGGGUGUACGGGCAGAACAUCAACAACGAGACGUGGUCCCGCAUCGCCUUCACGGAGCAUGAGCGGCGGCGCCACAGCCCGGGCGAGCGCGGGCUCGGGGGCCCUGCGCCGCCAGAGCCGGACAGCGGCCCCCAGCGCUGCGGCAUCCGCACCUCAGAUAUCAUCAUCUUGCCCCACAUCAUUCUCAACCGCCGUACAUCGGGCAUCAUUGAGAUCGAGAUCAAACCGCUGCGCAAGAUGGAGAAGAGCAAGUCCUAUUACCUGUGCACAUCGCUCUCCACGCCAGCCCUGGGCGCCGGCGGCCCGGGGUCCGCGGGGGGCGCCGUCGGGGGCAAGGGCGGCUCCGGGGUGGCCGGGCUCCCGCCGCCCCCGUGGGCCGAAACCACCUGGAUUUAUCACGACGGCGAGGACACCAAGAUGAUUGUGGGAGAGGAGAAGAAGUUCCUGCUGCCCUUCUGGCUGCAGGUGAUCUUCAUUUCGCUGCUCCUGUGCCUGUCGGGCAUGUUCAGCGGCCUCAACCUGGGGCUGAUGGCCCUGGACCCGAUGGAGCUGCGCAUCGUGCAGAACUGCGGCACCGAGAAGGAGAAGAAUUACGCCAAGCGCAUCGAGCCUGUGCGCAGGCAGGGCAACUACCUGCUGUGCUCGCUGCUGCUGGGCAACGUGCUGGUCAACACCACGCUCACCAUCCUGCUCGACGACAUCGCCGGCUCAGGCCUCGUGGCGGUGGUGGUCUCCACUAUCGGCAUCGUCAUCUUCGGGGAAAUCGUGCCCCAGGCCAUCUGCUCCCGGCACGGCCUGGCUGUAGGGGCCAACACCAUCUUCCUCACCAAGUUUUUCAUGAUGAUGACCUUCCCCGCUUCUUACCCGGUUAGCAAGCUGCUGGACUGCGUCCUGGGCCAGGAGAUAGGCACUGUCUAUAACCGGGAAAAACUGCUGGAGAUGCUCCGGGUCACCGACCCCUACAACGACCUCGUUAAGGAGGAGCUGAACAUCAUCCAAGGGGCGCUGGAGCUCCGCACCAAGACAGUGGAGGACGUGAUGACUCCGCUCCGGGACUGCUUCAUGAUCACCGGCGAAGCCAUUCUGGACUUCAACACCAUGUCGGAGAUCAUGGAGAGCGGCUACACCCGUAUUCCAGUAUUUGAGGGGGAGCGCUCCAACAUCGUGGACCUCCUCUUCGUCAAAGACUUGGCCUUCGUGGAUCCAGAUGACUGUACUCCCUUGAAAACCAUCACUAAAUUUUAUAACCACCCCUUGCACUUUGUUUUCAAUGACACCAAGUUGGACGCUAUGCUGGAAGAAUUUAAGAAAGGUAAAUCUCAUUUGGCCAUUGUGCAGCGAGUGAACAAUGAGGGAGAAGGGGACCCGUUUUAUGAAGUUCUGGGAAUUGUCACAUUAGAAGACGUGAUUGAAGAAAUCAUCAAAUCUGAGAUUCUAGACGAAACAGAUUUAUACACUGAUAACAGAACGAAAAAGAAAGUGGCCCAUCGGGAAAGAAAGCAAGAUUUUUCUGCCUUUAAGCAGACAGACAGCGAGAUGAAGGUUAAAAUAUCACCACAGCUUCUCCUGGCCAUGCACCGUUUCCUAGCAACAGAAGUAGAAGCAUUUAGCCCAUCCCAGAUGUCAGAGAAGAUCCUUCUAAGGCUGCUAAAGCACCCCAAUGUCAUCCAGGAACUGAAGUAUGAUGAGAAGAACAAGAAGGCCCCAGAAUACUACCUCUACCAGCGAAACAAACCUGUGGACUACUUCGUUCUCAUUUUGCAGGGGAAAGUGGAAGUAGAAGCUGGGAAGGAAGGUAUGAAAUUUGAAGCCAGCGCUUUCUCCUACUAUGGUGUGAUGGCUCUCACAGCCUCUCCAGUUCCUUUGUCCCUGUCUCGCACCUUUGUUGUCAGCAGAACAGAGUUGUUAGCAGCAGGUUCUCCAGGUGAAAACAAGUCGCCUCCUCGUCCCUGUGCUUUGAACCACUCAGACUCUCUGAGCCGAAGCGACCGGAUUGACGCCGUAACGCCGACCCUGGGGAGCAGCAAUAAUCAGCUCAACUCUUCGUUCCUCCAAGUCUACAUCCCUGACUACUCCGUGCGGGCCCUUUCCGACCUUCAGUUCGUGAAGAUCUCGAGACAGCAAUACCAAAAUGCCUUGAUGGCAUCCCGGAUGGACAAAACUCCUCAGUCUUCAGACAGUGAAAACACUAAAAUUGAAUUGACUCUUACGGAGCUGCACGACGGGUUGCCAGACGAGACCGCCAACCUGCUCAACGAACAGAACUGUGUGACACACAGCAAAGCCAACCACAGCCUGCACAGCGAAGGGGCCAUCUAGGGCGCCCCCCCGCAGCCCCUCACCCCCCACUCCCAAGGCCCCAGGCCAGCUGACCGUGAAUCCCAUUAGUGUGAGCUUGUGUGCCAUGCUGCCUCCCACAACAUCCUGAGACCAAAGACUUUGUCCCCUUCCCGGAAGCAGCGGCGGAGGAUGGUGAGGGCAGGAGCGGAAACGAGAGGUGUGACAUCAACGGCUCGGGCGUGGCAUUCAAGAUUUUUGGAGAUGAACUUCUUCCACCCAAAUAGAAUCAUGUUUAUUUUUUCAGUUGUACCUUUUAUCUUUAUUCACUCUCCUCCUUCCUCAGUUUGCAUGAAGUUGGAAAUUGUGGCAGUUUAUUAAUUUUUUUCCCCAAGAGAUCAUGUUUUCAAACACUGUCUUUUGCAGAGUUUUACGUUGUUCUGUCUGAACUCUGCCGUGACUCCGAGAUGGGACCCAAAGGGACUCGCUCCGCCGGUGGCCUUGCCGGCCCUCCUCGGGAGGGGCACGCCUGCUCCGUGCCCAGUGGGUGUCGCUGUGGAACUUGAAGGAUGAAUGAAGAAAACUGUGGCUGCGGACCUGCCAAGUCUGUCCCACUGUGGGGCGGAGCCUGUGCGGGGCCGCGGUCGCCUCCGUGAGCUCAGUGUUGUUUUAAGUUAAUGUCUAACUGUGUCCCUUUCCCUCAGAAAGGUUUAACAUUGGCUUGGAAUGUGAUUUUUUUUUUUUUUUUUGCUUCCUACUCUAAGGAAUUUUUAUCACCAAAAUGAAUGUUAAUGAAUUUGAAACCCAUGGUUUAUCAUUGGCAAGAGGCAAGGUGACUUCAUCCCGCAAUUCCUCCAGCCUGGAUUCUCCGGCUCGGCCAGGCCGCCUCCCCAGCCCAGCGCCCCAGCCUCCAGAGCGCCGCCACCCACCUCCCCGUCCUUGCUCUUGUUGACCCAGGAUGCUGCUACACAGAUGCCAAAUGGAAAUCUUCCACAGGGCCUUUGAGUAACCGUGUGGUACGGAGUUCAAGCUCCUCCCUUUCCCACUGGAAAGUCUGUCAUUGUCCGGAAAGGAGCUGGGCCUGGCCAGCUGCGCUCUGUGCUCUGAGCCCAGAAGGCGUUUCCAGACCCAGGUGUUUAAAGGAGGGAACUUUGGGGACUGCCAGCCCCUGCCCCUCCCAGGGAGCUCACUGUCCCUCUUCCCCUCUGUCCCUGGGCUCCUAGGGCCCGGCGGUGGCUGUGCUGUGUUCCUCGCCCGAGGACCUCUGUGCCUCCCACCUCAGAUGCAGCCCACGCCGGAGAGGCUGCCUGUCCAGCCCCGGAUCGGUUUGGCCCCAAACAGGGAUCAAAAACCAAAUGUGUGUUGUGGCCAUUUCGUGUGUUUCUCCGCCUUAUUUUAAUACCAAGUUCAUCACGUGUAGUGAAAUUAAUGUCAGGCGGUACUUCUCGAGUGACCGAGUUCUUAACUCUCUUACCUGUUUGAAGCGUUAGCCCGAGGGAUAUGUGCAUUCUGUUGGCAGCGGUCGUUGGUACACUGAAUUCCUGAGCUGAGGUCAUACCGGCCGCCUUGUGCGGGUAGGAAGGCUGCUCCGUGCCGCCUCUAGUCACUGGCCGAGAAGAUAGCAUUUUCUCCACUGGGGCUCGCUCAUCGAGGGGAGGCCCCGGGCCAAGCAGCAGUUUCCUUCUCCCUCCUCAAGGUAGGAAUGUGUCCCCCAGGUUGGGCUCUGGGCGGACGGGAGCUGGGGUUGGGGAGUCACCAACAACAUGCCGGGCUUGGUGGCUCCAGUGUCAUAGGCACGUUUACCACAGUAUUUCCUCCAGGAUGUCCGUCCUGGAGGAUCUUCCUCAUCAGGUGCCACGCCCCUUAGAGAGGGUCACAGGGUCACCCCCUAAGGGUGUUGAGUGGGAAGCUGCCGGCCCCCCACCUGCCGCGUGCACUGGAUGGAGCCCCUGCUGUUCGGUGGCUUAAUGUUAGUGAGACCCCACACGGCGAGCUUCCCCUUCUAGAAACAGAUCCAUCCAAGUUAAAAGUUCUCAACUUCUAAGACACAUCUAGCUGAGCACAGCCCCUGUGCGGCGUGGGAACAGGGACUAUCCCCAGGGCGCGUAGAAACGAGCGUUCCCACUAAGGAAGUGAACCCUGGGUCUCGCAAGAGGAGUGAUCCCCAACAACCACACUCCUACUCCGGGUGUGGAUGACGCUGGCCUUCCUGGUGGUUUGGUGGAGCCUGACCUGCCACACCAUGGUUCCUCUGACUUGCAGGAUCUCCACACACCCCGCCCCCAGCCUCUCUCCACUGAUCUGCUUUUCCAUACAUGGCCAUCUCACGGUGCCUUACUCCUGGAAGGAGCUUCUGGAAUCAGAGUUAGUGUGUUGGUCUUUUUCAGAGGCCCUCCCCCUUUCCUUUGUAAAUCCUAAAGCUCUGUGAGAGGCCAGGGAUUCCAGCUCCUGGCUCCUUGACUUGAGUGCGAAGCCAAGAACUUGUCCCUACGCUUGUGCCCACUCAGUGUGGCAGCUUUUUGAGAUGUCUGCUGAGAAGUGCUGGCAGGGGGACUCCUAGAGGACGAAAUUUUAGCCUCCCAAGAUGGUAUUUAUUUUCUCCACACCACUCUUUACCUUGGAUUAUUCAUAUUCUAUAACAACAGGGAAUUGAAAACAAUUCCUGGCUAUAAUUCCAUCCACUUUGGGGGAAGCUCAAGACCCUUCAGAUCACACUCACUGUCUUGAGUAAACAGGUUGAUCAGAUUCUUCUCCCAGGCCCUACUUUCCCUCUGGAACUACCUUCAGGCUGUCAAAGGAGAAAUGCUGGCUCGUGGCUUCACCGGGCAGCACGAUGACUUUGGCUUAGAAGUUCUCUGCAGCCCUGUGUCUAUGAAGGGGGUGGGGUCCGGCAGAGAAAGACCAUCACAUAUUGAGAUCUCCACGUGCAGUGGCCAGUUCUUAGAAUUGCACCAUGACUCCAUCAUCCUGUCCUGGAGCUGCUGGCUCUGUAAGUGUGGAGGGGGCUGGGCUGUGGAGCAGAGGCGGGUGCUGGGGUCUUGAAUGCUGCUGGAGACCCCCAUUAUCACACCCUGCGCCUGUCUGCAGUGGCUUCCGUGGCCCCUGCUUUGAACCCUGGCUCUGUGGGACCAGACAGGGCCUCCUCCUGCUUCCGGCCACUGUAGCAUCCCAAAGGUUCCACUGGAAACUGGGUCCCUAGUAUCCAGACGUUUCGAGGACAGUGGGCUCUGUCUUUAUAAGUGAGGGGAUUUUUCCCCCCUACUCCCUACAGGUUCUUUCUAUUCCGUGUAUUCAUCAGGCAAAUCAAAAAAUCAUAUAUUUAAACUUUUAGGAAAACAACAUUAAGAUUUGUAUGUACAUGGAUAUUGGGGUGCUAGUCAACUAGUUUAAGUCUUGGUUCUUACAUGAUUUGCAUUUCAAAGGGCACACCACUGUACUCUGUUCUUCCCUCCCUCCCUCACCUCACCUAACGGAAGAGAGCUUGGUGCCCAUGCUGAUGUGAUUGGGUUCCCCACGUGGGAGGAAGUAGGGCACCAUGCCAUUUUCUAAUGUUAUUUUAAGGAACUUCUGUGCAAAGGCUAAAUGCAGAACUCCACAUGAAUAUGGAACAUGAACUGUGAAUAGACUACUUACCUGUGCUAUCCCCAGUACCAUCUGACUGAAGGACCAGCUUUUCCAAGUCUAGGAAGAUACUGGUAGAGACAAGUAGAACUACAUUUUUGCUAGGAAUGGAAGUAAUAGGAAUUUGGACUAAGCAGGGACCACAGACUUCUGCUCUCAAACUCUCUCAGGUUGAGGAGCAGACUGAAGGAGGCCCUGGCAGCUGGAGCCUUUGUCCUAGGUGGUCAGAAAUCAGAACAAAUCCUAACGCCUGCAUCUUCUGAAAAACAGCCAGCAAUCUGUGGCCCUCUUUGCCUGUCCUGGGCCAGGCUCCCAAGAUUCCUCCAGGGUUUGCCAGGGGGGAGCCCCAGCAAAAGACUGACCUGGGCUGGGGCAAGAAGGGGGCUUAACAAAGCAGCAGCUGCCAGGGUUGGCUGGCUUAGCAUGCACUGCCUGACCUGGGUUCUCUGACAGUGGGAGCAACAGGAACUGCCCUGUCGGUUUUGACCCCAGAACGGGCUUUUCUUGCAGGGGGUUGAUGGAGCUGGCAAGUCAGGGUGCGGAGGCUUCUGGGGCGCCGAUGUGGUUUCUGAGGACACAGUUUCUGGGUUGGCUUUGGUUCCACGGAAGGCUCUGGGCUAGUGGCGUUUCUGCCCAGCGAGGAAGGACCUUGGUGUGAGUUAUAGAUUAAUCCAGAAUUAGGAGGGAUUUAGAGAAUUAAGUAUGAAAAUGGUUUGGGAUGAGUCAGAAACUUUCCGAUGUAAAUUUAUCAAUGAGCAACCUACUCAGUGGAUUUUUAUAUCUCAGGGCCAUUUACAGAUGUUUUAUCUUUUUGUAUUUCUUUUGUAUUCAAGUGGGCUGAAGAGAGAUGAGUUCAGAGAACUCUAAGAUGAGGUUCAUUUGCCUCCAUCUGAGGGUGAGUGGUGUACCCUUGCCAAGUUUGCUGAUGUCACUGUCCCUCAAGGCUUUUUCCUGCAGUGAAUGCUUACUUGCUGGUUGUCCUGCCCUGUCUGAAGGUUCCAGAGUCCCUGGUCAGUCCAAGGGAAAGAAGGAGGUGAUGGCAGUUCUUAGCAACUGCAGGGCUUGGAACAGCUUUCCUCCCGCCAUCUUGGACUGGGAACUUUCUUGGCUUCUUAGACCUUUGCGGUUGGCUCAGCACAAGUAAGCUUUCUGUCUCUGUGUGCUAGAGCCACUGACCUCCUUUCACUAGAAUUGUUGUAAAUAUCUUUUGAUGGGAAAUACCAGACUGUACUUGAAGCAACAGAGACACAAAGGUUCUAGUAGCAAGAGAGUAAAGUUCUAGGACUUUGUAUACCAAGGUUUUUAUGUACACAGCUCCAACAUGUACUAUAAGAAAGACUUGAGUUAGUACAUGUCUUUGAGUUUGAAUACCCACUUAGGUAGAGUUUAAACAUGAACUGGAAGAACGGCUUGCCUUGCCUGACAGGGUAUCUUCUGGCGUUUGCCCACAUCUGACCAGCACGGAUUCCCUUGGGAAGUGAUGCUUUUGGGGCCAGAUUCUUCUUCAGGGUUACCUUGGAGAGAAUUCUUAUAUAGACCUAGUGGGGUUUCGGUGCCUUCCCUUUUUGUUGAAGGUCCAGGCCCCUUGGUAUCCAGAGCUGGUCUCAGGCUCCCAGAGCAGAAAGGAGUGAGGAAUAAGGUCUCAGGACUCUCAUUCCCCCGAGAGCCCCAGCCUAGCUUCUGAUUUGUUAUUCCGUGUGUCCAUGUCUGAAGUCUACUGUGAAGGUGGAGUGUUAUCAGUCCGUUGACUUCUCUUAUUUCUGGAGUCUUUUAAAUCUACAAAUGUAUAUGCUUUAUUUUAUAUUAUUAUUUAUUAUGUACAUAUGCCUCUACUGUUAGUACAUUGUGACGAAGGUAUUUCCUAGAGCCCCUCAUCUCUGGAACCUAGGGUUCUCUUGUCCCUUAAAGUGGGGGAGAAGGCAGUGGUUUUCUUUCUGUUUUUGUCAUAAAGAGGUUGCUGCUCUUACGUCGAUCCUAGCAUACCUGGCCCCUUUUUAUUGGGCGCACCACUCUUCCCGACGGACUAGUGUUUGGGAUGAGGAUGGAGGCAGGUCUCCUACGUUAUGGCAGGGCUCUCAAGUACCUCCGUGAAAUACUUUAGAGGUUGCUUCCUGGUGAUGGGGUCUAUUCUCUGUAACGGUACAGCAUGGCUGUGAGACUAGAACCUUCUUCCUCACUCCCAGCCUCCCGAGCCAGAUUGGCAAACUGGCCCCACAACAGUGAUGGCCUCUAAAUUCCCACCUUGGAUUACAGAAUCCAUCUCUCGGGACCAUGGAAGCUGCCUCCCCAUCAGGGCUUCUAAGAGGCCUUUUCAUGGUUUUGAGGCCCAGUGCCAGCAUUGCCUUGGCCCUCAGAUAAGACCCCGCUCUGUGUCUGAUUUUCUUCCUCCUCCGCCUUUACUAUGUCAUAGUGUACAUUUCAUGCUUUUCAGCAGUGAAGUUUCCCGAACACAGUAUUCAGAGCUGUGUGCAUAAACCUAAAGAAGCACAAAUGACAUGUAUAGGUUUCAUGAGCUGAUUGUCAUAAUGAAUGCAUUUUAUAAUUCAAAUGAUGUUGUAGAUUUACAAUCUCUCCUAUUUAUUUUGUACCAAUUUAUUUGUAAAUUUUGUGAUUGUUUUAAAAGGUUUUUUUGUUCAUUUCUAUUAUUCUAUUUAGAUAAAGGAUGAUUUUCUGUUCACCCUGCCA